This is a messenger RNA of Cherax quadricarinatus, 5773 nucleotides long. NCBI's taxonomy places the organism in Eukaryota, Metazoa, Arthropoda, Malacostraca, Decapoda, Parastacidae. The record is from RefSeq and is a predicted model, not a curated record.
GGACAGGUUGGUCAUGGAGAAACAAUAUCGGGGGAACAUGGAGUCCGUCAUUGUUAGCAGACCAUUACCGGAUAAUAACGAGAGAUGCUCCAGUAGUGGAAUACAAGACAGGCAAACAAGUGUCGGCUUGAAUCAGUAUAAGGGAAUUCAUUAUGCAGAUGGAGGGAUUGAAAUGGUUGACGGUAGUGAUGGCAGUGGGCUGGGCAGCAGGUAGACAGCCACACACCAAGGUCCACACAACUGCUCAACUCCUCAGUACCGAGGAGAAUGUAGGUCCCCACCAGCUCGUCGCUACAGAGUUACAUCAUGACCUUAUUAAACUCAUCAAGGGGAAAAGCCUAUCUCAGUUGGGUGAUAUCAUCUCUAAUGAGCAGGCGUUCAGUACACUGCUGGAGAGGUUCUCUGCUCUUAACCAAGCCCUCGAGAAUCUCCAGCAGGCAAUCAGCCUGCUAAAUGCUCAGCUCCAGAAUGCACAAGGUAGAGUGUCAACAUCUUCAGAAGCUCCAGUUACUGAACUUAUGACAACAGAAUAUUUCACAUCUUCAGAAACCCAACUUAGUGAGCUUUUUACAACAAAAGUGCCAACAUCUCCUGAAGCCUCGGUAACUGAGCUUGUAACAACAAAUCUGUCAACAUCUUCAGAAGCCUCCAGAAGAACAGAAGAGCCACUAACUACGCUGCAACCAUGUAACCUUGAAACUCACUUUGAGUGUGAUAAUGGAAGUUGUCUCUCUAGAAACCUGUUGUGUGAUGCUUCGCUUGACUGUCAGGACGGCACUGAUGAGUCCCCGGACUGUAGCACAGGAGAGGUUGUAUGUGAAAAAUCCGAGUUUAAAUGUGUUACAACUAACAUCUGCGUGCCCGCGCUGUGGCGGUGUGACGGAGACCCUGAUUGUGGUGAUUCAAGUGACGAAGAUGGUUGUGAUGAGGUUGUGUGUACAGACAGGCAGUUCAAGUGUGCCAUUAACAACACGUGCAUAAAUCUGGGCUGGAGGUGUGACGGAGAUAAUGACUGUCAGGAUUCAAGUGAUGAAAUUGGCUGUAGCCAGGUUGUGUGUACAGACGGGGAGUUCAAGUGUGCCAUUAACAACAAGUGCAUAAAUCUGGACUGGAGGUGUGAUGGAGAUAAUGACUGUCAGGAUUCAAGUGACGAAAGUGGCUGUAGCCAGGUAUCAUGUACAGAAAAUACGUUUAAGUGUUUAUCAAAAGAUAAAUGCAUACCUCUUUCCUGGAAGUGCGAUGGAACAGGUGAUUGUCCAGAUUCCAGUGAUGAAGUCGGCUGUUCUAAGCCUGUUUGUGGUGAAGAUUAUUUUCAGUGUUUAUCGGACGAGACGUGUGUGCACAAACACUGGCAGUGUGAUGGUGAAGAUGAUUGUAAUGAUGCAAGUGAUGAAUCUGGCUGUAAUGCUACACAGGUUGUGUGUGGCGAAACCGAAUUCCGUUGUUUGUCUCAAGCCGAGUGUAUUCCACAAGUCCGAGUCUGCGAUGGUACCAAUGACUGCCAGGACAAAACUGAUGAAGCGCGGUGUCCCAGUCUGUCUGAUCAAGAAUCUCCCACUGAUCCACUUAAUCAGUCCAUGACUGAUUUCCUUACUGAAUCUUUAACUAAUAUUCUUACCGAAUCUCUAAGAGAUAUGAUUUUAAAAUCUGCGACUGAACUGCCCAUAAAAUCUGUGACCGAUCUGCCUAUUCAGUUUGCAACUGAUCCGCUCACUGAAUCUGUGACAGAUCUACCUGUCGAAUCUGUGACAGAUCUACCUGUCGAAUCUGUGACAGAUCUACCUGUCGAAUCUGUGACAGAUCUACCUGUCGAGUAUGUGACAGACCUACCUAUCGAAUCUGUGACAGACCUACCUAUCGAAUCUGUGAGAGACCUACCAAUCGAAUCUAUGACAGACCUACCUAUCGAAUCUGUGAGAGACCUACCAAUCGAAUCUAUGACAGACCUACCUGUUGAAUCUGUGAGAGACCUACCAAUCGAAUCUAUGACAGACCUACCUAUUGAAUCAGUAACUGACCUGCCUACUGAAUUAUUGACUGACUUGCCCACUAUGUCUGAUACAGCGUUACUCACCGAGCCACCUAAUGAAAUACACAGUGGAUCACUGACAGAAUCUUCAACGAAUCUCGCAUUUGAAAAUCCUAUAUGGGGGCCCAUAAACCGUCCUUCAGUUUUAUUAGCAGCCGAGGCUUAUCCUAAUGUCACCUGUAGAAAAGACCAAUUUAAAUGUUCAUCACAUAACAGAUGUAUAGACAUAAGCUGGAGAUGUGACACUGAAUUUGACUGUCUAGACGGAAGCGAUGAGGCUGACUGUGAGGCAAGUACAGUGUGUAUUAAUGUUGGUAGAAUUAACUGUACAUUGCCGCAGACUACAUGCGCUGCUGAACAGUUCCGCUGCGACACUGGACUGUGUAUCUCGGCCACAUGGCAGUGUGACGGUGAUGAAGACUGCUGGGACGGAUCCGAUGAACAAAACUGCACUGAGAUUAUCUGCGUAGACAAGUUUCAGUGCUUAUCAAGUCGUAAAUGUAUAUCCAAGUUAUGGCAGUGUGACAGAGAUGUCGACUGUGAAGAUGGAAGCGAUGAAGCUGGCUGCCAGUUUGAGUGUCCUCCUGAGGCUUUCUACUGUGUCAACGGUCAAUGUAUCCCAGCCAUGUUUCAGUGUGAUGGCGGCGCUGACUGCGUCGACAGCAGUGAUGAGCACAACUGCACGACUGUGUGUGACGUGAUGGAGUUAAACUGCACAGCUGACAACAGCUGCAUUCCAAAAGAUUUUGCUUGUGACGGUGAUAACGAUUGUUCUGAUGGCAGUGAUGAGCUUGGCUGCCCUGAGGUGACAUGCACCAUGGCUGAGUUUAACUGCUCCUCUGGUGGCUCCUGCGUACCUAUGUCCUUUAAAUGUGACGGUGACGAAGACUGUGCAGAUGGCAGUGAUGAACAACAGUGUUCAGUGGAGCAGUGUACAGGAACUGACUUUCGCUGUAUAGGGGAUAAAAAAUGUAUUGGCCAAGUGAAAGUGUGUGAUGGUGUUUAUGAUUGCGAGGAUAAGAGUGAUGAGGCUCUCUGCCCCAGCCAGCCACACACACUGCCCCCAACAGAUCCACCAGCGGUUAUAAGAUUACCCAGUGAGGAGGAAUGUACAGAGGCUGACUUUCGAUGCAUUAUGGACAAAAAAUGCAUCGGUCAAGCAAGUGUGUGUGAUGGCGUUGAUGACUGUGAGGAUAACAGUGAUGAAGCUCACUGUCCCACCACAGUCACUGUAGCAGUGACUGAUCCACCUGCAGUCGUAACAUUACCCAGUGAUUUCCCACAGGUAGUGUGCAAGACAGGUCUGAGUCAGUGUAAGUCUGGUUCACAGUGCAUCCUUAAAAGAUGGUGGUGUGACGGUGAAACUAACUGUGAAGACAACAGUGAUGAGGACCAGUGUGACCAGGUAGAGUGCAGCGAGGAUCAGGUGAAAUGUGGGAGCAGCGGUAAAUGUCUGCCAUUAUCAUGGCUCUGUGAUGGUGCCAUAGACUGUGAUGAUGGUACUGAUGAAGUCAACUGUCCGAAGAUGAAGUGUGUGGAUCAGUUUUCUUGUACAGACAGUGGACGAUGUGUUCCAGUGUCUUGGCAGUGUGAUGGUGACCUCGACUGUCUGGAUGGUAGUGAUGAAUCUGAGUGUCCCCAGGAUAGCGUGUGCAGAUUACAGCGUGGUGAAUUUAAGUGCCAGAAUAGCUCAACUUGUCUUAACGUUAAACAAGUAUGCAACGGCUCGCCAGACUGCAGUAAUGGCGACGAUGAAGGUCCUGCUUGUGACAACUCGUGCCCAGAAAAGGAAUGUAGCCAUGGGUGUUUCACAACUCCAAAAGGAUACCAGUGUACGUGUCCUGUGAACCUCACCCUGGACCACUUCAACACCACCUGCCUGGGAGGCCUACCAUCAGCCUAUGUGUUAGUGGGAACAAGAGCAAACUUGGAGGCUUACUCCCUCGACAGUCCCAGUGAAUUUACUGUGUAUUCUGGAAAGGCCAACACUGCUUCCGGGAUAAUAGCAGUAGCAUAUGACCCGGUGGAAGCGAUGGUGUACUGGAGCAUGAAAGAGCAAGGUGGUGUGUACAGGAAGGACCUACAUGCAGCCAGACAUGCAGAGUUGAUUAUAGAAACAGAUGGAAAAGUAGUGGAGGGUUUGGCAGUGGACUGGCUGGGAAGGAAUUUGUAUAUGACGGACAGUCAACAAGGUUGUGUCUCCGUGUGUUCCCUGCGUGGCAUUGUCUGCAAGACUCUCGUCUCCAGUAGCUCCUGCAGAGCCAUCCACCUCGACCUUCAGAACAGAAAAAUGUUUUGGACUAAUUGGAAAAUUGGCGUAGUAGAAUCUGCAGACCUGGAUGGUUCUAGCAAGUCUACCCUAGUGUCUGGUCUAGGGUGGCCCAAUGCUCUAGCUGCUGACCCAUCACAGCACAAGUUGUACUGGAUGGAUGCUCUUACUAACACUGUAGAGCAUAUGAAUUAUGACGGAACCAAUCGUACAUCUCUGGUGGGUGCCAAGAUUGACCAUCCCUUCUCUAUGGAUCUUCUCGGUGAUCAACUCUACUGGUCAGACUGGUCAACAAAACAGGUAUGGAUGUGCAAUAAGAAGGAUUGUGCUACCAAGACUCCUGUAAUGAUGCCCUUAUCCAACAGACCCUUUGGGAUCAAAAUCCUCCACACAGCACUCUAUAUGAAGAUAAAGAACCCAUGUGAGAGCCACAGAUGUAGCCAUUUAUGUCUGCUGUCUGCAUCGUCUCUCCUCGGCUACACUUGUGCCUGUCCCACACACCUGAUGCUGAGCGAUGAUCAUGUCACAUGUGUAUCUGCGUCCCACACGUGACUCUCAAGCUGCCUCUAUCAACAUUAACACUCCAGCACAGGACCUUCAUACAGUGUAUAUAUACUCAAGACAGUAUGUUUGUGAGGAUGAUCCAGCCAUAAGGUUCAGUUUAUAUAAGGAAUAAUGAUGCAUUAAAACCUUCACUACUUCGAUGGCAUUGUACCGCAUUCUACAUAGUGAAGCAUUGCGAAGCGAAGUGAACCUAUCGGGUAUCCACACUUUCACAAAAAUUAACUUCAAAACAUUUUUUUCUUAAUACAAAGUUUAAAUAUAUAUAUAUUUUUUUUCAACAAGUCUGCCGUCUCCCACCAUAUUUAUAUAUGCACAUAUAUAUGCACGAGCCUGGCCCAUGGCCGGGCUCCGAGAGUAGUGAAACUCUCGAUACUCUUCAAAGGUAUACAUUAUAUAUACACACAAUAAGAUCACAGUAAACAAGUGAUAUCACAAUUUGCAGAACAACCACUGUGAAAAAACAGUGAACUUCCAAGCGCUUUCGUGAUUACCUAACAUUAUCAAGGACAGGUCCUUGAUAAUGUGUGAGAAAUCUCUUACUUGGAAGUUCAAUAUUUUUUCACAGUGGUUGUUUUAUACAUGCGCACAAUAUACGGAGUUGUCUGUUCUUUUCGUGAUGCCUCGUACGCAACAGGUACUGUUUUGCGUAUGCUGGUCUGGCUAAGUUUGUAAGGUGAUCAGUCAUAAAAUGUGAAGAGAACGAGUUUAUUGUAUUUUCUCUCUCUACCUGUUUAUGGAUUAAAUUUCUACAAUGUUUGAAAUUAAGUAAACAAGCCCAUGUUUACAAGUUGUUUGGCUGAUUGAAAAUUUUUGGAAGUAAUCGUCCAUCAUCUUCCAGAAAUUAGAAAAUAUUUUUGGGGAGUAUAAAAAAUGAGGUAAAGCCGGGGCUCAACCUAUUUGAAGAGCAUUUU